AAGACAAUAUUGUUCCUAAGACAUAAGUUUGGUUUUAAAUGUACUUCUUCUGUCUCUCUCCUCGCCACCACAGUCCACCGAUCAUGGCCACCGCCCUCCUGCGCUUGUGUUGAUCUCUAUCUCUCUUUCCUCUCCAAGGUCUCUUCUCUUUCUUCAGCCAAACUUCAUAUGCUUCUCUGUUUUCUUGGAUCGUUGGCUCAAUUCUCUGUUUCGUGGAAACCAUUCUGUCGAGGAGAAAUCUAGUUCAAAGUUUAUCCUUUUGACCCCGAUUUGGUUUUGGAAUCUGUGUAAGUGACAUCGAUUUGAUUUUGGAAGAAUCUGUGGGAUCUAUAUAUCAUCUAUGGAUCUGAAAGUCAUGAACUUUGCUCUGUUUUGUUGAUCUGUGGCAAAAAAAAAAGGAGCAAACUUUACUCUGUUUUGGGUUCGUGAAAGUUUGUGUCUUUGAUCUCUCAUGUCGACUAGUGUCCAAGUAGAGACAAUGGAACUUGAUUUGAACCAAAACCCAUCUCCUGGUUCCGAGAUUUCUCCAUGGUUAAACGAGCUCGAGACUACUACUCACUCGCGGAUCGAAGAACGCAUCAGACAGCUCCAAGCAAUAGUUUCAAGAAUCAGGCAACGAGAAACAACAACAACACAAGCACUGCCUUUAGUGCCCUCUUAUGAACAUAGAGACUCUUCACAGGUCGAAAACAACGGGGACAACAAGACUUACUUGAUAGCAAAGGCACUGAACAUGGAGAGAACGAGCUCUACUGUUCCUUGUGGUGGGUACUUUGACUGUAACAUAUGUUUAGAGAGAGCUCAAGAUCCGGUUCUGACUUGUUGUGGUCACUUGUUCUGCUGGGGAUGUUUCUAUCAUCUGCCUCUUGUUUAUCUAAACAUUAAAGAAUGUCCGGUUUGCGAUGGGGAAGUGACUGACGCCGAGGUGAUUCCCAUAUACGGUAACAAUGAAGAUGAUAGAGACGGUGGUAAAGGCCUUCUUCUGCCUCCAAGGCCUAGUGCUAGAAGAGUGGCAACCGUUCGAGAAAAGAUUAUAGGACUGCAAGCUCUUUUAGCUCAGGAGGAUGAGUUUGGUCUGAGCAAUAUAGUAGCAAGUGGAGGAGGAGGAGACAAUAGUGGGCAACAACAACAACAACAACAUCAUCAUCCACCUUUUGCUUCUUUCCCAAGUCUUGUAGUCCAUACCUCGGAGAUUCCACCUUUUGAUGAUGCUGAUAGUUUUGUUGACGCAACUAGUUUGAGAAGGAGCCGUCGUAGGUCUUCUCGUAUUGCUGAGGUUGGUGUACGAGCUUCUCUUCGGAGGAGAAGCCAAACUGUUAACCCUACUGGGGUGGUUACAUCGGCUUCAUCGUCUAGGAGGAGGACAGAAGAUGUGAAUAGUGGACCUCAGACCACGUCUAGAAGGAGGAGGCUAAGGUAAACAGUGGACACUGCUGGAAUCUUGAAACACUGCUGAAUCUCCAUCAUUACAAAAGCUUAUGUGACCAUGUCUUGGAUGUAUGUAUAUUUUUGUGUUUGCAAGAUCUGUGCCUGUGUAAAGCUUUACCCAGCCCAUAAGAAGGAUCAGUUUAUUUUCAAAA
Raphanus sativus (radish) is the source of this 1580-nucleotide messenger RNA. RefSeq lists its product as uncharacterized. The transcript has a single exon. The coding region runs from base 452 to 1420 and encodes 322 amino acids. The record is from RefSeq and is a predicted model, not a curated record. Gene Ontology annotation, cellular component: endoplasmic reticulum. Gene Ontology annotation, molecular function: ubiquitin protein ligase activity; ubiquitin-like protein conjugating enzyme binding. Gene Ontology annotation, biological process: ubiquitin-dependent protein catabolic process. NCBI's taxonomy places the organism in Eukaryota, Viridiplantae, Streptophyta, Magnoliopsida, Brassicales, Brassicaceae.